Molecule: messenger RNA, 3514 nt
Organism: Choloepus didactylus (southern two-toed sloth)
Lineage: Eukaryota; Metazoa; Chordata; Mammalia; Pilosa; Megalonychidae
Gene: ZNF438
Product: zinc finger protein 438
Exons: 7
Coding region: 594-3122 (842 amino acids)
Biological process (GO): regulation of transcription by RNA polymerase II
Cellular component (GO): nucleus
Molecular function (GO): sequence-specific DNA binding; DNA-binding transcription factor activity, RNA polymerase II-specific
Source: RefSeq, a predicted model, not a curated record
CGCCUCGGGACGCCACUGGGGUGGGGCCAGUCAUGCAAGGGGGCGGGACUCUCGCCCGGCCUGCAGGGGCGGAGCGACCGUCCGAGUGCCCCGCGCCCUGACCUCCCGAGCGCGGGGUCCCGUGACGUCACCCCGCCGUGGCGCGCACGCAGUAGGAACGCUAUGAGGAAAACUACUCAGAGAUAUUUAGUAACUUGCCCUAGGUUACCCAGCUUAUAACGUGGAUUUGACUGUUUGCAUUCACCCACUCUGCCUCUCCAGGUAAUCUUCGCCAAUAAACAAAGUUGGCAAUUUCUGGAUAAAUUCACCAAGUUUCUGUCUAACCCAACUAAUGUUUAGUGUAAUAUAUCAGUUGGCUGGAUUUGAAGCACUGAUCUUGAAGCACUGAAAUUGUUGGUCUGGAAUUAUAGAGGAAGAGAAAGAUACUUCUACUGGUGCAAUUGUGCAUUAGUUUUUCUAGAGCCUCUCUAUGCCAGGCACUGUGCUCGAUGUCAGGACCACAAGGGAAGAUGGCGUCCUUGUUCUCAAGGUGCUCUUAGUCCACAGGGAGAUGGAUAAACAGGAAAGUUACUGUUCAAGUCAAAUACAUUGUAAUGCAGAAUCCUUUAUCAGUCCCUCCAAAAGAUCAAGGAGGGGUUUCCGUGCUCACCGGUCCUAUUGAGAAACAACUGGCUCAGCACAUGUCGGAAGCUUCUGGAAAGGCGGUGUCCCCAGGUGAGUUGCCCGUCCCUUCCGGAAUGGUACAGAGCGGGAAAGGCUUGCAGAAUAAAAGUCAGUUCAGGACCAUCGCCCCAAAAAUUGUGCCAAAAAUCCUGGCCUCAGGGGUGCUGCCUUGCCUCUCUCCGUCACCCUCUGAGCUCAUAAGCCCAGGACCCGCCAAGCCGCUCGUGAUGCCCUCCCAGAAUUAUGCCCUGAUGCAACUUGCGGGCCACAAGGGGACGUUUUCUCUGGUCGCUCUACCACAUGUCAGCUCCGCUCAACCAGUGCAGAAACCCAGGGUGCCUCUGCCCAAAAACCUGAAACUGCCAAUUCCGCGGUACCAACCCCCAAGAAAGAACAAUGUCGCAAGAAAGAAGCCCACACUAAGCUCCAUGGCAAGUGGCUGCAGCAAACCUGCCCAAACCCCAGCAUGUCCUCAGCCGUCCUUGGCCCCACCUGCCCGCUCUGAACUGCCCCACAAAGCCAGCUCCUCCGAGCACCCACUGUCCCGAGACCAGGCCCCAGCCAGCACCGGCACGGCUGCGCUCCCUGAAGGAGGCAGCCACGGAGACCCAGGGCCUCCACCGAGGCACAGCCCUGGCGCCCCAAGCUUGUCCACACCACAGGAGCCCUCCGCUGAGCAGGGUGGUGGGAGGAUCUCAGGGACAGCAGACCUUACAGGUAAGAAAACAGCCACCAAGCCUUCUGAGGUGGCUGCAGAGAAACCUGAGAGACGAGGGGAUCUUGCAAAAGGCACGGCGACCAGUGUCUCAUCAGCAGUCAUUGGCAGCACCGUGCAGUUGAUCUCCUCAGUCCCCAUCGUGCCCUACUCCAGAGUGAAGAAAAGAGAGUUUUGCAAAAUUGAGCCAGGUGCUCACACUGAAGAUCUGUCUUUACCUGUGCCAGGGGCAGGCAGUGAGAUGACACCCCCACUCACAGACGGCCUUGGGGCGGCCACCAAAGUGGUAGCGAAGCCAAGUCCCGGUGAAAGUGCCUUUUGUAGAGCCGCCAAACUGGAUCACAGCCACAGAACAAAACUGAGUGGGGGCGUGGCAAAGAGAAGGGGAAGGAAACGCAAGUCACCUGAGGAAAUGUUGGUGUCUCAGGGGAGAAGGAGGAAAUGCAUCCUCGAUAAAUGCAGAGAUGGGAAAGACAGAGGCAAAAAUGAUCCCCAAGAACUUGGGGACCGAGAACCUGGGGCCGCGAAAAAGUACCGUAGCAUUAUGCCUAAACCAGCCGUCACAGUUCCCGCCUUGGCUCCUCCAGCUUCUCCCGCGGCAAUGCCACAGUCCCAAACUCCUGGCAGCCUAGGACAGGACAUUCUGCUAAAUAACUCGCUUCCUUGUCAAUGCCUCGGCUGUAAACAGAAUGUCAGUCCUUCCACCAAGCCUAGUGUGGUCUUCAGAAAUGGCUAUUCUGGCAUCAAGAAGCCGUGGCACCGCUGCCAUGUCUGCAACCACCACUUCCAGUUCAAGCAGCACCUCCGGGACCACAUGAACACACACACCGACAGGCGGCCCUACAGCUGCUGGGUCUGCCACAAGGCCUACGUCCGCGCCGGCAGCCUGAGCGCCCACCUGAAGCUCCAGCACAGCGAGAACCGCCCGAGGAGGCUCAUGUGCUGUGAGUUUUGUGCAAAAGUGUUUGGUCACAUGAGGGUCUAUCUUGGCCAUCUGAAAGAAGUGCACGGGGUGGUGGUCAGCACCGAGCCGUCCCCCAGCGAGCCGCAGCCCGGGGCCACGCACCUCGAAGGGAACAGAGACGCGAAACACAGAGACCCGGGCGUGCAGGGGACGGAGGGAGCCGUGGCGAGGGAAAACAAGUCAAGCCUGGAAGAAGAGCUCUUUCUGAAUCAAGCCAACGAAGUCAAAUUGCAAAUCAAAUGUGGCCGUUGUCAUAUCACUGCUCUGUCAUUUGCGGAAAUAAAGUUUCAUUUACUUUAUGCUCAUGGAGAGGAAAUUCAGGGCCGACUGCAGGAAGGGGUUUUGUCGGGAAGCAAACAAGCACAGGAAGAACUGAUCAGACAUGCUGCUUCUUACUGGAAAGAGCGCCCUGAGAGAAGAAAGCCCGGCAAGCACCAUCCCUCCGAGGACCGGGCGGGAGCACUUCCUCAGGUGGAGAGACCACUGCACCUUCCUCAUCAGAGCAGCACGGAGACCACAAGAAAAAAGGAAGGAGCCCCCCCAGGGAGGAGCAAGCUGGGAGACCCCCAGGACCCUGGCAGUCCUCCCCGCUCCGUCCUCCUCUGGUCGCGCUCGGGCUUCAACUGCCUGCUGUGCUCCCAGACGCUCGGGAGGAAGGAGGAGCUUCUCCUCCACUGGGAGCAUCGACAUAACUGUGAGGAUCCGACCCAGCUCUGGGCCAUUCUGAAUGCCUUCUCCAGCCGGGGAGUACUCGAACUUGCCAGUGAGACUGAAAAAUGAAACCCCAAGGGGAGGGAACCAGGGUUUGACCAUCAGCUUUCUCUAAAAGCUUUGUGUUUUAUCUGUGGUGCUUAGAGAAUCAAACAAGUUAGGGCUAACUUUAAAGUGAUUUUUGCACAUAGUUUUAUUUUCUUAUGAAAUUAAAUAGAAGGCCUUUCAAUGCGUAGUUUUCUAACCAUAUGCAGUCUUAUUUUAAAAUUAUGUACUAACGCUUAGUCUUGGACUUUAUUUUGGAGCAAAUGAAAAGAACAAAAUUUGGAGAUUGAAAUGUAGAGGAUUAGAGACUGGUCUUCAAAUACAGUUUUCAGUGAAAAUGUGUGUGUUUUUUGUGCAUGUCUUUUGUUCAGAUCUUUUCUGCAUAUGCAGAUUGACAAAUGUGAUACAGUUCUAGG